Molecule: messenger RNA, 2738 nt
Organism: Helianthus annuus (common sunflower)
Lineage: Eukaryota; Viridiplantae; Streptophyta; Magnoliopsida; Asterales; Asteraceae
Product: peroxisomal acyl-coenzyme A oxidase 1
Exons: 15
Coding region: 523-2514 (663 amino acids)
Biological process (GO): fatty acid beta-oxidation using acyl-CoA oxidase; lipid homeostasis; long-chain fatty acid metabolic process
Cellular component (GO): peroxisome
Molecular function (GO): FAD binding; fatty acid binding; acyl-CoA oxidase activity
Source: RefSeq, a predicted model, not a curated record
UAAUAAGAAACUUUUAUUUAAAAUUUGGAGAAAGAAUGACUUGGAUUAUCUUUUCAAAUAUCUAACUCAGAAAUAUCAUUGGAUUAUUGUUGAAAUUAAAAGUUGAUUAUAACAAACAAAAGUGGAUUGUCAUUACAGUCCAUUCUGGUCACUAAAAUUAUUGCCUUUAAUUGAAUAAGAUUAUUAAAGUCUUGGUUGUUGGGCUACAGCUUCCAACUGUAACUCUAUAAUACUGCAAAGUCUUGAUGGUAGGGCUACAGUUUCAUUAAAUGUAAGAAGAGUUCGUUGAUCACUUGAUCCCUGUAACAAUUUUUUUUUAACGGCAAACCACUAAGAGCCAGCAAGUCGCUGGAAAGCAUUACACCCGAGAAAGAAAGAAAAAACAUCUUGCAAAAGACUCGAAACAUUAAAAUCAAGCCAACUAUCCCACGCCAAGCUAGGGAGUUUGGACCGAUGUUUAAUCCCCAGUAACAAUUGAUUUGACACAAUUGAUUGUUCUUGUUGUUUUGAUUUGAAGGAGCAAUGGAAGGAGUGGAUUACUUGGGAGAUGAGAGGAAUAAGGCGCAGUUCGAUGUAGAAGCCAUGAAAGUUGCUUGGGCUGGUUCUCCUGAAGCUUUUGAAGUUUGUGAUCGUAUGGCCAAGCUCGUCGCUAAUGAUCCGGUUUUUGAGAAGUUUAGCAAGCCUAUGCUUGGUAGGAAAGAAUUGUUCAAAAAUACUCUUAGAAAAGCAGCACAUGCAUGGAAGCUCUUCAAUGAUCUUCAUCUAACUGAAGAAGAAGCAAAAUGGUUGCGACAUUAUAUCGAUGAACCUAACUACACCGAUCUUCACUGGGAAAUGUUCGUCCCUGCGUUAGAAGGACAAUGCACUGAGGAACAAAAAAAGAAAUGGUUGCCUUUGGCCAAAACAAUGCAAAUCAUUGGCACUUAUGCGCAAACAGAACUUGGUCACGGUUCCAAUGUUCAAGGUCUCGAAACAACAGCAACAUUUGAUCGCCAAACGGAAGAAUUUGUGAUUCACAGUCCUACUUUAACUUCAAGCAAAUGGUGGCCUGGUGGAUUGGCUAAAGUAGCAACUCACGCUAUUGUUUAUGCUCGCCUCAUAAUUGACGGUCACUUCCAUGGAGUUAAUGGCUUUAUUGUCCAAAUAAGGAGCUUGGAGGAUCACUCACCUCUUCCUGGCAUUACUGUUGGUGAUAUCGGGAUGAAGUUUGGGCAUGGGACAUAUAACACUAUGGACAAUGGUGUUGCAAAAUUUGAUCAUGUGCGUAUACCAAGAGACCAAAUGUUGAUGAGGGUGUCACAGGUUACAAAGGAAGGAAAGUACGUGAAAUCUAAUGUUCCUCGACAAGUUGGUUACGCGACUAUGGUGUCUGUUAGGCAAACAAUAGUGGCUGAUGCCUCCAAAGCAUUAUCUCGUGCAGUAUGUAUUGCUACAAGAUAUAGUGCUGUUCGUAGACAGUUUGGUUCGCGUAAUGGUGGACCUGAGACCCAGGUGAUUGAUUAUAAAACUCAGCAAAACAGACUUUUCCCCUUGUUAGCUUCUGCUUUUGCCUUCAGAUUUGCUAGCAAUUGGUUGAAGUCGUUGUACACAGAUUUGAAGCAGAGAUUACAAGUUAAUGAUUUCUCUACUUUGCCUGAGGCGCAUGCAUGUACUGCAGGGUUGAAAUCCUUGACAACGGCUGCAACAGCUGAAGGAAUUGAAGAAUGUAGAAAACUAUGUGGUGGUCAUGGUUACCUCAUCAGUAGUGGGCUACCUGAACUAUUUGCAUUUUAUGUUCCCGCCUGUACAUACGAAGGCGAAAAUGUUGUCAUGCUGCUUCAGGUUGCACGGUUUCUGGUGAAGACAGUCUCUGACCUGGGAAACAAACAGCCAGUUGGGACAGCAGCUUAUCUGGGUCGAGUGGCGCCUCUGACGCAGAAGAAUUGUGUUGUUCAAACUGCUGAGGACUGGCUAAACCCUGGUGCAAUAGUGGAAGCAUUUGAGGCAAGGGCUGCUAGAAUGGCUGCUAGCUGUUGUCAACGGUUAGCCGAGUAUAAAAGUCCAGAAGAAGGUUUUGCAGAACUGUCAGCUGAUCUCGUCGAGGCAUCACUUGCUCACUGCCAAGUAAUUGUGGUGUCCACAUUUAUACGGAGAUUGCAACAAGACAUCCCCGGAAAGGGAGUGAAACAAGCUUUAGAGGUGUUGUGCUAUGUCUAUGCAUUGUUUCUUCUUCACAAGCAUCAAGGUGAUUUCUUGGCCACAGGCUAUCUUACACCUAAACAGGCCUCACUCGCUAACGAUCAACUUAGAACAUUGUACUCUAAGGUCCGUCCAAAUGCAAUAGCGUUGGUUGAUUCGUUUAACCACACGGAUCACUACCUGAGUUCAGUUCUCGGGUGUUACGAUGGAAAUGUGUAUCCAAAACUCUAUGAGGCUGCAAUGAAAGAUCCUCUUAAUGAUUCAGAUAUACCUGAUGGCAUCCGUCAAUAUGUACAACCCAUUCUGAAGCAGAAGCUACACUCCGCUAAACUAUAAAACCCUCAUUAUGGUGAUCAUUCAACUGGUUUUAAGUUUUAGUUAUCGUUUUAUGUUGGAAAAGUUUUAGCGUCUAUAUAUUAUGCAACCUCCUAUAUUUGGGCAAUAUGUCAUGCACAGAUGUUAAUAACUUGCUGUAUGAAACAAUAAGGUGUUUGAUUAUUUACACUGCUAUUAAAUAUUAUAAAAAUAUCCGUUACGGUAUAAAGAUCAUUUGAAUGUCA